Molecule: messenger RNA, 944 nt
Organism: Ochotona princeps (American pika)
Lineage: Eukaryota; Metazoa; Chordata; Mammalia; Lagomorpha; Ochotonidae
Product: immunoglobulin kappa light chain-like
Exons: 4
Coding region: 16-744 (242 amino acids)
Biological process (GO): immunoglobulin production; immune response
Source: RefSeq, a predicted model, not a curated record
CUGUCAGGACACAGCAUGGACAUGAGGGCCCCUGCUCAGCUCCUGGGCCUCCUGCUGCUCUGGCUCCUAGGUGCCAGAUGUGCUGCCCAAGUGGUGACCCAGACUCCAUCCAAGGUGUCUGCAAAUGAGGGAGGCACAGUCACCAUCAGUUGCCAGUCAAGUCAGAGUGUUGCUAGCAACAAUAAUCUAGCCUGGUAUCAACAGAAACCAGGGCAGCGUCCAAAGCAACUGAUCUAUCAGGCAUCCACUUUAGAGUCUGGGGUCCCUGACAGGUUCAAGGGCAGUGGAUCUGGGACAUCAUUCACUCUCACCAUCAGCCCGGUGCAGGCUGAGGAUGCAGGAACCUACUACUGUCAAGGAGGUUAUAGUGAGCUGUCACUGUGGCGGACGUUCGGACCAGGGACCAAGCUGGAAAUCCAACGUAGCACAGUUGCACCAGUCGCCUCCAUCUUCCCACCAGCUAAGGCUAUGCUGGACACCGACACAGUCUCUAUCGUCUGCAUAGCGGAUAAAUUCUACCCCAAAACAAUCACUGUCACCUGGAAGGUGGGUGGCGUUACCCAGACCACUGGCAUCCUGGAGAGCCUCACACCACAGAACGACUCAGACAAUACCUACAGCCUCAGCAGCACUCUAUCACUGAGCACUGCAACUUACAAAAGCAACAACGUGUACACCUGUGAGAUAACACAUGAAGGCCUGACCUCACCACUCGUCAAGAGCUUUAAUAGUAAUGAAUGUUAAAGCCAGACACUCACCCAGCACCAUCAGCGGGUCCUGAGGCCCAGCCUCGAUGCUUCCCUGCCCUCGGUGGACCCAACCCCCACUGCAGUGCAGUCCUCCAGCCCCUCACCUCUUGUGCCCUCCCCACCCCUUCCUUGGCUUUGAUCAUGCGAAUAUUGGUGGGGGAAAUGGAUAAAUAAAGAAAAUCUUUGCACCUGUUA